Staurois parvus is the source of this 909-nucleotide messenger RNA. NCBI's taxonomy places the organism in Eukaryota, Metazoa, Chordata, Amphibia, Anura, Ranidae. The record is from the annotation of a GenBank genome assembly.
AUGGAGUUUGUGAAGUUUGCUGUGUGCGGGUUGUGGAUGGUCGCUGUGUGCGGGGACGUUGUUGUGGACAAGGCUGAGGCCCCGGUGCCGCUCGUUAUCUGGCAUGGGAUGGGAGACUCCUGCUGUAACCCCCUCAGCAUGGGCGGUAUAAAGAAGCUGGUGGAGCAGCAGAUCCCUGGAAUCUACGUGCUGUCCCUGAAGAUAGGAGACAACAUAGUGCAGGACAUGGAGAAUAGCUUUUUCCUAAAUGUAAAUAAGCAGGUUGACAUUGUUUGUGAUCAGCUUGCAAAAGACCCAAAUCUUCAGCAGGGCUACAACAGCAUGGGCUUCUCCCAGGGUGGACAGUUCUUGAGGGCUGUUGCCCAGAGAUGUCCCUCACCUCCUAUGAAGAACCUCAUUUCAGUUGGAGGACAGCAGCAAGGGGUUUUUGGCUUCCCUCGGUGUCCUGGAGAAAGCUCACAUUUGUGUGACUGGAUCAGAAAGGUUUUGAAUGUUGGUGCUUAUACCAGGGCCAUUCAGGAAUAUUUGGUACAAGCAGAGUAUUGGCACGAUCCACUUAAUGAAGAGGAAUACAGAAACGGCAGCAUUUUCCUGGCAGAUAUCAAUCAGGAACGGGGUGUAAAUGAAAGUUACAAGCGCAAUCUUCAAGCUCUGAAUAAGUUUGUCAUGGUGAAAUUCCUCAAAGAUUCCAUGGUGGAUCCUUCUGAUUCAGAGUGGUUUGGAUUCUACAAACCUGGGCAAGACAAAGAGACCAUCACAUUGCAAGAAAGUUCAUUGUAUUCUGAGGAUCGCUUGGGUUUGAGAGAGAUGGAUAAAGCUGGAAAGCUAGUGUUCUUGGCUGCAGAUGGUGACCACCUCCAGUUUUCCGUGGAAUGGUUCAAUGAGAAAAUCCUGCCCUUCCUUCGCUAA